UUUAAAUUUUCAGCAUUUUCAAUUCUUGAACAAUUCAUCUAAAUUCUUAUUAUUAGUAACCAUGGUAUCUAUUUUCAGGUGUAUAGGUAACACCACCAACUUAUUUAAUGAAUCUGUGAGCUGUGAAAGGGUAUAUUAGUUAUAAGAAAAUGAAGAGAAAAAACGGAAAAAUGGAACCGGAGAAUGCGGAACCCUUUGAAAAACAAGCGGAGAAGAGGCGACGUGUAAACGGAGCUGGGGACAGUAAACCCUCGUACCGUACUUGCAGCAAUAAGGGUUUAACUAUUGAAGAGAUGGUAGGGAUGGGAGUGGAUAUCAUUGAGGACGCAUCUAAUGAAUCCUUUGAUCAACCUCCACCUAAACCUGUCACAAUCAACCUGGUUCUUAAACCAAAAGAUCCAAAUAUUAGGAAGACAACGCAGUCAUGUUCAGAAUUAUGUGAGGGGGUGAAGUAUCCAAAUACCGGAUCCGGAUUCUCUGCCAGGAUUGGUUACUCUGGGUCCGGAUAUCCGUAUGAUAGGAUGAGCUCUGUUCUCGGAGACUGUUCUAUGCCUGAUAAGUUCCAUAAGUAUACAAAAAGUACACGGCGCAGUAUGGUAUGUGGAGAAGAUUCCUUUAAUAAGAUGUCGGAUGAGGUCGUCCUCCAUGUUUUUAGAUGGUUACCUAAAUGUAGUUUGGCCAGAUGUGCACUAGUUUGUAAACGUUGGAAUAGACUGAGUAAAGAUGACUCUCUCUGGAAGAGAGUUGAUUUAGGUUUAAAAACAAUCCAUCCCGGAGUUAUAGGACAGGUUCUCUCCCAAGGAACUCAGGUUCUUCGCUUGGCCAGAGCCAAUAUCUCUGCUCCGAUCUUCCAGUCACCGUUCCUACCGGAGCCGAGCCUGCGUCCUGGUGAGCUGUGUAAGCUGCAGUACCUAGAUCUCAGUAUGGCAACUAUCAAAUCAACUUGUUUAGCGGAACUCCUCGACAAGUGUAAAAAUUUAAGAAAACUUGCUCUGGAGAAGUGUGAUAUCUCUGAGAGUGUGUGCUGUAAUAUUGGAAACAAUCCUAAACUAGAAGUUCUUAAUCUUGCAAUGUGUGAGGGGUUAACAGAGGACGGAGUAGGUUCAAUAAUGGCAGGAUGUAAAAACAUGACCGAGUUAAACAUCAGCUGGACAGAUCUCAGUACUCCAGGGUUGGAUAUACUCUGCAGCACUGCUCCCAGGGGACUAGAGCGCAUCUGUCUAGCAGGGUACAGAGAUACACUUCAGGAUGCCCACGUGGAAAGUUUAGUGGUGAGGUGUAGAAAUCUCCGCGAGUUUGAUAUCUCCGAUGCUACCAAGAUCACCUCAAAAUCUUUAAUUUCUAUCAUAGAAAAUCUAGUCCGUAUUGAAAGCCUUUCCACCACAAGAUGUUACAAUAUAACUCCGUCCCAAUACCUUCUCCUGAUAAACUGUCCAGCUCUUCUUUAUCUCAAUGUGUAUGGAUUACUGAAGGAGACGGCACUGACAGAACUCAAGGAAAGGUUGAGUGGGAUAGAAAUCAACAAACAUCCGCUCACCAGCAUAGCGCGUCCAACAAUAGGAAUAAAACGGACUUCAAUAUGGAACCUCCGUGUUCGGGACUAACUGGACUCUCAGCUAAUUCAUCUCAGUCUAAAUUCAUCCUAAAGACAAUCAAGAGUUCAGAAUUCAAUCUGGAGAUAAUCUACGGUUCAUGAUUCAGUCAAGAGAUAGUUAAGAACUAAAAUUCACCAUGAAGACAAUCUAGUCUUCGGACUUCCAUCUGGAGAAAAUCGAUGAUUUUAUGAUUCAAUCUGGAGAUAACCUAGAAUUCAAUUCAAUCUUGGGAUUAUCUAGCGAAGACUAUGUAGACUGUAGAAUAAAUCUGGAGAUAAUUGAAGGAAAAAAUUGAAUGAAAACAAAACUUGAUUGUUUCCAGAUUUUUAAAUGAUUUGAAAAUCUCGAUGAAGUCUAUAAUUCAAUCGACAGAAAAUAUCAAAUAAAAUUAAAUCUGGAAAUGAAAAGUUUCUCUGUUUAAAUUUGGAGAUUAAGAACUUGACUCUUCGACCUUUUUGAUUAAACAAAAAUACAUGAUAUUCCCAGUAGGUGAUUAAAAUGCUUUCAUUAAAAAAUUAAUUCGAUGAUCGUUCUUAAACGAGUUAUUUUUUCAAAAAUAAAAAUUCAAAUUGUA
Eurytemora carolleeae is the source of this 2169-nucleotide messenger RNA. RefSeq names its product S-phase kinase-associated protein 2. Gene Ontology annotation, molecular function: protein binding. The transcript is spliced from 13 exons. The record is from RefSeq and is a predicted model, not a curated record. The coding region runs from base 150 to 1604 and encodes 484 amino acids. Gene Ontology annotation, biological process: SCF-dependent proteasomal ubiquitin-dependent protein catabolic process. Gene Ontology annotation, cellular component: SCF ubiquitin ligase complex. NCBI's taxonomy places the organism in Eukaryota, Metazoa, Arthropoda, Copepoda, Calanoida, Temoridae.